Camarhynchus parvulus is the source of this 4027-nucleotide messenger RNA. Its product is annotated as zinc finger CCCH-type antiviral protein 1-like. Gene Ontology annotation, molecular function: NAD+ poly-ADP-ribosyltransferase activity; metal ion binding. Bases 138 to 2576 code for a protein of 812 amino acids. The transcript is spliced from 17 exons. Lineage: Eukaryota; Metazoa; Chordata; Aves; Passeriformes; Thraupidae. The record is from RefSeq and is a predicted model, not a curated record.
CGUGCCUUCGGUUUCGAUUCCCGUCGAGCUCGGCCGAGGGGCGGUGACGCGUCCCCGCCUCGCUCCUGCUGCUGUUCCCACUCCCGCCCCGCUCCUGCCGCAGUCCGCUCGCGUCCCGUCCCGGGCGGAGGAGCGGGAUGUGCGAUCCGGCCGUGUCCAGUUUCCUCACCCAGACGCUGUGCGCCCAUGGCGGGCGGCUGGGGCUGCGGGAGCUGCAGGAGAACGUCGGGCUGUCGGCGCUGCAGCUGCAGAACACGCUGUCGGCGGCGGGCCCCCAGCGGUUCCUGCUGGUGGAGGGCGGCCAGGUGGUCCUGGCCGUGACGGACGCGCGGGUCUGUGUCCGCAAGGAGUGCGACGGCUGCGAGCGGCUGCACCUCUGCAAGCAGCACCUCAUGGGCAGGUGCCACCUGGGGCCCAGCUCUUGUAAGUACUCGCAUGACAUCAUGAAUGCGGAGAACAAGAAAGUUCUAAAAAAACAUGAUUUGUCUGGCCUCAGUGAGAAUGAGCUGCAAGUCCUGCUUCUCCAAAAUGAUGCGUUCUUCCUCCCUGAUACCUGCCAGUUAUACAACAAAAAAGGUUCUCACUGUACACAGCAAAGCAACUGCAACAAGCUUCAUGUUUGUCAACACUUUCUCAAGGGGAGGUGUAAAUUUCCUCGAUGCAUAGUUUCCCAUAACCUCUUGGAUGACCAUGCACUGAGGGUGUUGGAAACUGUAGGCAUUGAUGGGAAGAUAGCUUCAAACUUCCAGGCUAUAUAUGUUUACAAGCAUAUGGAAUUCAACAGGGAACCAAAGAAGGUGUAUGUACACAACUACAGAAAUAAUAACUGGAAAAAGCCAGCAGUUAGAAUGAUUAAAGAAGUGAAGACAACUUUGGAAACAGUGCAAUGCAUGAUGGAUGUGCCACCUUCAGUAGGUCCCAAUAGCACUGGAGCUGCCCAGAGCCGAGAGCAGUUGCCAACAGGAGUGGGAGAUAAAGAUAAAGGAUUGUCUGCAAAUUCAGCACCCAAUAGCACCGGACCUGCCCAGAGCCGAGACCAGUUGCCAACAGGAGUGGGAGGUAAAGAUAAAGGGUUGCCUGCAAAUUCAGCACCCAAUAGCACUGGAGCUGCCCAGAGCCGAGAGCAGUUGCCAACAGGAGUGGGAGAUAAAGAUAAAGGUCCCAAUAGCACUGGACCUGCCCAGAGCCAAGACCAGUUGCCAGCAGGAAUGGGAGAUAAAGGUAAAAAGAACAGUUCCUCUGAUGAAGCUUCAAAAGACAACAAAAAAGAUAACUGUGAUGAGAUCUGUUUGUUCUAUGUCUGGAAGUACUGCAGAAACAAGGAUAGAUGCAAAUCUGUUCAUUACCAUUUGCCAUAUAAAUGGGAGGUACAUGAUGGGUUGAACUGGAAAGAACUUUCCAUGAUGGAGGAAAUUGAAAAGGCCUACUGUGACCCAAAGAACAGCAGCUUGCCAAGUAAGAACAUUAAUUUCCAGACAAUGACCUGCUCUUCUUCUUUGAUUCGACGCCUCUCUACACCAUCAUCAGUCACAAAACCCACAUUCCUACUGACCACACAGUGGAUUUGGUACUGGAAGAAUAACCAAGACAAGUGGAUUGAGUAUGGAGAACCAGAAGAAGGGACCAGCACGACCUCACCAUCUUCUGCUAUUAUUGAGAAUUUGUAUCAAGCAGAUCCAUGUGCCAUUGUACCUUUCCAGGCUGGCCAACAUCAGUAUGAACUCAAUUUUAAAGAAAUGAUUCAGACAAAUACUCAUUUUAAAACUCGAAGACAGGUUUGCAGGCGACCAAAAUUCGUGUCUUCUGAAGAUGUGCAGAAGAUAAAGACAGGCAGCCAGAGGGAUUCAUCUAUUCCAAAUCAGACCUGUCCUAGUCACUGGGAUGCAUCUGCACUGCCUGACUUCGGAUACAAGGCAGUGGUGAUCAGCAACACAACCUCUGAAUACAAAGAAAUAAAGCAGCUGUUUCAUCAGACGAUGAAAAAUUACAGCAUCCUUAAAAUACAGAGGAUUCAGAAUCCAUCCCUCUGGAAGGUGUUUCAGUGGCAAAAAGAAAAGAUGAAAAGGGAAAAUGGAGGAAACGAAGUCCAGGAAAAACGCCUGUUCCAUGGGGCUGACGUCACCUUCAUGGAAACGAUCUGCAGUCAGAACUUUGACUGGAGAAUUUGUGGAAGCAAUGGAACUAACUAUGGGAAGGGAAGUUACUUUGCUAGAGAUGCUUGCUAUUCCCACACCUACUGUCAGGCCACGCUGCAGGGACACUCCAUGUUCGUGGCUCGUGUUCUGGUUGGAGACUACGUGAAAGGCAACGCCGCCUUCGUCCGGCCCCCAAUGAAGUGUGCUGCCAAGCUGUGGUUAUAUGACAGCUGUGUGGAUGAUGAGUUCAAUCCUGCUGUUUUUGUUGUCUUUGAAAAACACCAGAUUUACCCAGAGUACAUAAUAGAGUAUAGAGAAGAGAGAAUAAGAGAGCAGAAAGAGACGGGAAUAAAUGUGCAGAAAGAGACAGGAAUAAGACAGCAGAAAGAGACAGGAAUAAGAGUGUCUAGAGAGGAGGGAAGAAAAUGUGUUAUAUCUUAGAGGAACGUGGCAGUUUGUGUCCCUCAUCUUGUUUUUCGUGUUGCAGGUGUUCUCCUACUUGAAGACUUUUUUCUUUUUAACACAGUUCUUCAGAAUGUUAAUCCAAUUUUUGCAUUGAGGAGGGCUGACAAAGCAGAUGUUACAUUUGUUGUGACUGCCUUAUCUUUUUCUCUUCCUCUCUUAAAUGAAGUACAGACAUUUUGAUAAUUAUAGCAGAAAAAUCAGAAUUGUGGGAUGGGAAAUUGAAUGUUACGACUGCUGUGGGCAAAUAACUGUAAAUGCAUCAUCUAAAAAAAAUAGAGAGGACUUCUCUUUGCAAACAGUUAAAAGAAAAAUUACCAGUACAGUAGUUUUAAAGGAAGCUUUCAGAUUUUUAGUAGUCAGAGAUUCUUUUCAGUGCAGAAUUCAUCUGUUCUUGAUCCCUCUCAUCUGUCAUUAUUAUAAACAACUCAGUGUAGGUAAUAAUGACUUGAGUUUGUUUUCAAAGCACUGCUUGUUAAUGCUGGUACAUGUUUUGAGUUAAAAUGAUAAACAAAAAAAGAAAAAGCAUAUUUUAAAUCCAUGUUGUUAGUUCUCGAGAAUUUUCAUCUGUACAAUGGCAGAUGGAUCAGAAAAAUGUUGGAUCAGAUUCUUUGUGGAAAUGAGCAGUUACUUGCUGUAACCUACACAAAAGCAGAGCUCAGCUGAAACUGUGAAAGCCACCACAUGUGAGUAAGCAGAUACCAAAAAUUUGGUGGUUUGGCUGCAACUAAUGGCAUAAAGACACAAAGGCUGUGUCCCAAUGAGCCAGGCUUUCCAGUGGGUGUGUCCACGUAGCACAGUAGGACAGGAGAAACUUCUUAAGGAUCAUGGAGAUGUUCUGUCCUUUUUGUGCAAUAAUUUUCGUUUUUCCAGAUUAGAAUGGGACCAAGAGAGACCUGUUAGGUGCUCUUGAGGCCAGUGGUAGAACGGCUGUCCUAAGCCACUGUCUGCAUUUUCUGCUGCCCACUUGCAUGGGGCAGGCUGCUGACAAGUGAGGAUCCUCCUUUUUGGUUUGGGGAUGAUCCUGGGUCAUAAACCUCUGGAAUUUCUACUGGAUGUUAUCAGGAAGUGGAUCUGUAAGUGGAUCAAACUGAAGGCCCUCUGUACAAAAUGCCAUAUUCAGACAUUUUUAGCUAUUCAGAGGGAAGCUGGGACUGAGGACAGAGGAGCAGUAGUUUUUACCUUCAGAUAAGCUUUACAGAAAGCCAAUAGCCUCUAAGGUUUUUGCAUCUCUGAUAGAAGUCUGUCAAUCAAAGAUAACAAGUUCUUCCCAAGAAGAACAGAAAAGAGAAAUCCAAAAAAUCUUACUAAAAUGACUUAGAACUAAAUGAAAAUGUGGAGAAGAUUUUAACACUUUUUAAGAUCUUUCUUUCUCUUGUUUGCCUGUAGAAUUCCUGAAUUACUGAGCUUGCUGUAUUUGCAAAUAAAAC